This is a messenger RNA of Parnassius mnemosyne (clouded apollo), 1419 nucleotides long. The record is from the annotation of a GenBank genome assembly. NCBI's taxonomy places the organism in Eukaryota, Metazoa, Arthropoda, Insecta, Lepidoptera, Papilionidae.
AUGGAGGAAAGUGAAGAGAAACCGUUACAAAAUCUUAAUGCCUUAAACAUUGGUAUAGUACAAGAUAACAUCACUACCCUUGAUUUAAGUCACAGAAACAUUAAAAAUAUCUGUAAAAGUGUAAAAUUACCGACCAAUUUGGCAGAAUUAAAUAUUUCACAUAAUAAAUUGGAAAACAUUCCAGAAACAGUUAUGAAUUUGAAAAGUCUUGCACUAUUAGAUAUUUCAUAUAAUAAUAUUCAAUAUUUCGAUGACACUCCAAGCUUUUGCCAUAACAUAGAAAACUUAAAUAUAUCCAACAACAAACUUCGCGCACCUCCAGCGUGGAUUUGGUUUGAAUCUCCAGAGAAGUUGUCAAAAUUGGAUAUUAGCUGUAAUAUAGACAUAACAAACUGUUUCCAACAAGGGUACUUUGAAGAAAUAAUACAGUGUAAAACUUCUAUAAAGGAUAUUAAAAUAUAUAACUGUGGACUGCGAAAUUUCAAACAGUUUUUGGGAACAUUCCCCGAAGCCAAAUCCCUUGAAGCUGGUACAAAUGAAAUAAGCUACUUAAGUGCAAACUCCUUUACUGAUAUCCCUUGUGAAGGUCUUGUAAAUUGCUGUGAUAUAACAAGACUUAAUUUAAGCUUUACUUUAGUUUUUAAUAUCAAUCCUCAUAUAGAUAUCUACAAAAACCUUAUAGAAAUUAAUUUAUCACAAAAUGAAAUUAGCAGCUUACCGAAUGAAUUUUGUAACUUGGAAUGCUUAGAAGUAUGCAUCUUGUCAUUCAAUCGCAUUUUGUAUCUACCAGAGGAUAUAAUAAAAUUAAAGAAAUUAAUUACACUUUGUAUUGACAGUAAUGUACUUUGUGUAUUACCUGACAAUAUUUGGAGUUUACCUAAUCUUAAGAAAGUAGACCUUUAUGAUAAUCAUCUGUAUGAUGUACCUGUUGAUAUAAAACAAAUACAAGAAAUUGAUAUGGCACAAAACUAUUUAGAAGAACCUGUUGAUGAAAACUACUUAACUAAAAAAGAGAGAUUGAGACAUAAUAUUGUUGGGAGACUUAAUGGCAGAAAAUAUGAAAACAAUAAACCUGAGAGUUCACAUUCUUCAAGGACAUCUGACGAUGAAAGUUAUGAUGAAUUACAUUUUGACAGUUAUACUAAAAAUGACAAUAGUGCUAAUGGUGACCGACCAAGUUCUCCUGAAGAUUGGGAUUCGGAUGACUAUUGGGUACCACAUUAUUUCAAAACCGUCACUCCACCUCAAUCACCUUGGCUUUAUUUUGUAAAGCGUAAAAUGGAGGAAGGAAAUUUUUGUCCUAUGGACAUGCAUAUGGUCUCAAUUGCCGAAAAAGUAAAGUAUGAAAAAUUGUGUAACCCACAGAUUCAAUACGAGUCUGAUGGUCAGUUUGAUGAUUAUUCAGAUGAUGACAGCUGA